ACCACGGCUGAGGUCGGAGUACCAUGGGCUGACCUACCUGAUCGAGAUCCUUGACCUGUCGCUUAAAACGGCCCAGGAGGAGAGUGAGGUGCAGUCUGUCAACGGCUAUCUCCCCAAUCCCAUUAUUUUCAACGAUGAACAGGCAGAACUGGUUAACGAGGUUCUCAAAGUUCUGUACAACUUGGUACUUCACAUCGACAAAAACAGCCCAGACGAGGAGGAGGACAGCCACUGCUUGCGUCUUAUCAGCAUCCUACGCUAUCUUCUCCUGGCCUCCACUCGCUGCCCUGAGAAGACGGAUUCCCUGCACAGCAACACGGUCAACCUGCUACUGGUGAUGCCUCCCAAGAUGUAUGAGGAGUUGCUGUGUGAUAUGCCGCAGGCCUCUGAGUCCCCAAUGCCUCCUCCAGCCCCAACAGUGGUUACUACCCAGCCUACUGCAGGCACAGCUCUCAUGGAGGCUGCCUGCUUCACUGAAGUAGACUCAGACCUAAGCAAACAGAACGAACGAUCAUGCGAGUAUGAUGGCAAAGACAUGACAGCCAUCAUUAAGCUGCUGGACUUCCUUGACUCCAGAUUGAAGUCGCCUGGCAGUCAUUCGGCAAAGAGCCUGAUGCCCAUUCUCACCUGAUGGUGGGAGAUGACGCAGGCCAAUCGCACUAUCCGCAAGUUUAUCCGGCUGCGCAUCCGCCACCCUAAGGAUGUGAGCAAGAGACCAGAGGAAUGCCACCAUCCGCAACAGCUGUGCUCACUGAUGACCUCUCCCCUGCAUGACCUCAACCCUAUCGGCAAAUUUCUUGUUUUUUUGUGCAAGGAAGUGAUCCUCACUCAUUCACACUCCACAGUUGACCGGCUGAUUAAAUCUCACGGGAUAACGGCAAUGCAGCAGUCUCCUGCCUCUCGUGGUCUGAUGCUGGGAGUUGUAAUUACAAUGGAAAGUUCACAUAGUGGUGUAGAGGGGUGUGGAAGUUGGUUGAGUAUUUACGUAAUUCUAAGUGUAGUUUCAUGA
Molecule: messenger RNA, 1009 nt
Organism: Penaeus monodon (black tiger shrimp)
Lineage: Eukaryota; Metazoa; Arthropoda; Malacostraca; Decapoda; Penaeidae
Product: synembryn-B-like
Biological process (GO): G protein-coupled receptor signaling pathway
Cellular component (GO): cytoplasm
Molecular function (GO): G-protein alpha-subunit binding; guanyl-nucleotide exchange factor activity
Source: RefSeq, a predicted model, not a curated record